This is a messenger RNA of Arabidopsis arenosa, 802 nucleotides long. NCBI's taxonomy places the organism in Eukaryota, Viridiplantae, Streptophyta, Magnoliopsida, Brassicales, Brassicaceae. The record is from the annotation of a GenBank genome assembly.
AAUUACUCCAUUAUUCUUCAAUCUUAUUUCAUCAAGUUGCUUCCAGAGAAAAAUCCCCCCAUAACGAAGUAACCAUGUCGAAGAAGAUAUUUGUGUUGACGAGCUCCGAUGGUGAUUCUUUUCAGAUCGACGAAGCGGUGGCAUUCCAAUCGGCGAUGAUAAAGGGUAUGGAUGAAGAUAAGUGUGCCGAUAAUGGAAUCCCACUUCCAAACGUCACAAGCAAGAUUCUCUUGUUGGUGAUUGAGUAUUGCAAGAAGCACGUCUUCGAGAGCAACGAAGAAGAAGAUCUCAAGAAGUGGGACACUGAAUUCAUGAAGAAGAUGAAACAAUCGAUUGUCUUUGAUGUUAUGAUGGCUGCGAAUUAUCUCAAUAUCCAAAGCCUUAUUGAUCUCACGUGUAAAACUGUUGCUGGUUUUCUCUCAGGAAAAACUCCAGAGGAGAUUCGCGCAUACUUCAAGAUCGAGAACGAUUUUACACCAGAGGAAGAAGCUGAGAUUCUCAGGGAGAAUCAAUGGGCUUUUGAGUGAAAGCGGAUUCAUCAAAACCAGCCUUGUUUAGUUUUCUUUUCUUGUGUUUUAAUUCUCAGUUUCUUGUUGCGAUAUAGAUGAUGACUUCGUCUAUUUCUUGCUUGUUCUGUGUGUUUCUUUUGGUUUCUUGAUAUGUAAGUAAGCCAGUUUGUUGUAUCUUUGCUUUAGAGACGAUCUUUUGUUGGAUUUUAUGCUUAACCAAAUCUUAAGAUUGAUGUUGUCAAAAAAUCUUCUUUGUUUCUCAAGCCAUUAUUGAAUAUAUGUGAAGUCAAAUC